Dermochelys coriacea (leatherback sea turtle) is the source of this 4341-nucleotide messenger RNA. RefSeq names its product 5-oxoprolinase, ATP-hydrolysing (gene OPLAH). Gene Ontology annotation, molecular function: 5-oxoprolinase (ATP-hydrolyzing) activity. Gene Ontology annotation, biological process: glutathione metabolic process. The transcript is spliced from 26 exons. NCBI's taxonomy places the organism in Eukaryota, Metazoa, Chordata, Testudines, Dermochelyidae. Bases 156 to 4049 code for a protein of 1297 amino acids. The record is from RefSeq and is a predicted model, not a curated record. Gene Ontology annotation, cellular component: cytosol.
CAGGGGGCGGGGAGCGGCGCGGGGCCGGGCUAAACUGGGGACCGGGAGCCGGACCGGACAGCUCACCCCAGGGCUCGUGCAGUGCCCCGCGGCUCCCCGGAGCUCCCUGACCCCUGCCCGGCCCCCUGGCUCCGGGGCUCCCCAGGGACCCAGCCAUGGCCGUGCCAAGCCCCAGCAAGUUCCAGUUCGCCAUCGACCGCGGUGGCACCUUCACCGACAUCUUUGCCCGCUGCCCUGGGGGGCGCGUCCGCGUGAUGAAGCUGCUGUCCGAGGACCCGGCCAACUACCGCGAUGCGCCCACGGAAGGCAUCCGCCGCAUCCUGCAGGAGGAAUGCGGCACUACCUUUCCCUGCAACCACCCCCUGGACACAUCGCAGAUAGAGUGGAUCCGCAUGGGGACCACGGUGGCCACCAAUGCCCUGCUGGAGCGCAAGGGGGAGCGGAUCGCCCUGCUGAUCACCAAGGGCUUCCGGGAUCUCCUGCACAUUGGCAACCAGGCUCGGCCCAGAAUCUUUGACCUGGCGGUGGCAGUGCCUGAGGUGCUGUAUGAGGAGGUGGUCGAGGUGGACGAGCGGCUGAUCCUGCACCACGCCAGCUGCCAGCUCCCCGGGGCCGACCCCGGCCAGGUGCUCCCAGGCGUGACGGGGGAUUCGCUGGUGGUGCAGCGCCCCGUGGACCUGGCUGCGCUGCGGAGAGACCUGCAGCGGCUGCUGGCGCAGGGGAUCCGGAGUCUGGCCGUGGUGCUCCUGCACUCCUAUGCCUGGCCAGCCCAUGAGCAGCAAGUGGGGGCACUGGCCCAGGAGCUGGGCUUUCAGCACGUGUCUCUGUCAUCCUCGGUGAUGCCCAUGGUGCGGGUGGUGCCACGAGGGUAUACCACCUGUGCCGAUGCCUACCUGACCCCCUGCAUUCGCCGCUACCUCGAUGGCUUUUGCGCCAGCUUCACCCAGCAACUCCAGGACACUCGGGUGCUCUUCAUGCGCUCCGACGGGGGCCUGACCCCCAUGGGGCAGUUCAGUGGCUCCCGGGCCAUCCUGUCUGGCCCCGCUGGCGGCGUUGUGGGCUACGCGAUCACCACCUACAGCCAGGAGGACGGGCAGCCUGUGAUCGGCUUCGACAUGGGAGGCACCUCGACGGAUGUCAGCCGCUACGCCGGCGAGUACGAGCACGUCUUCGAGGCGACCACGGCUGGGAUCAGCAUCCAGGCCCCCCAGCUGGACAUCAACACCGUGGCGGCCGGUGGCGGCUCCAUGCUCUUCUUCCGGUCCGGGCUGUUUGUGGUUGGUCCCGAGUCCGCGGGGGCCCAUCCUGGCCCCGCCUGCUACAGGAAGGGGGGGCCCCUGACAGUGACUGAUGCCAACCUUUGCCUGGGCCAUCUGCUGCCCCAUUACUUCCCCCACAUCUUUGGGCCGGGUGAGGACCAGCCGCUCUCGCGGGAUGCUGCCCUGCAGGGCUUCCAGGAGCUCGCUGCCCGCGUGAACGCCUUCCUGGCCCGCCAGACGCCGAGCCCCCACCCCUCUCUCACUGUGGAGGAGGUGGCCAUGGGCUUCAUCCAGGUGGCCAACGAGGCCAUGUGCCGGUCCAUCCGCUCCCUGACCCAGGCGAGGGGCCACGAUACGUCGCGCCACGUGCUGGCCUGCUUUGGGGGCGCAGGGGGGCAGCACGCCUGCGCCAUUGCCCGUGCGCUGGGCAUGAAGAGGGUGUUCAUUCACAAGCACAGCGGGAUCCUGUCGGCCUACGGCCUGGCCCUGGCGGAUGUGGUGCAUGAGGCCCAGGAGCCCUGCUCCCUACGCUACGGGCCCCAGGCCUAUGCUCGGCUGGACGAGCGCCUGGCGGCGCUGGAGACAGAGUGUGUGCAGGCUCUGCAGGCCCAGGGCUUCCCCAGGUCUCAGAUCUGCACAGAGCCCUUCCUGCACCUGCGCUAUGAGCGCACAGACUGUGCCCUCAUGUGCUCGGCCAAGGGGCACCCGGCCACGUCCGAUUCCUGCCGGGCUGGGGACUUCCGCGCCGCCUUCUCCAGCAGGUACCUGAAAGAGUUUGGCUUCACCAUCCCUGGGCGCCCUGUGGUGGUGGAUGAUGUGCGGGUGCGAGGCACUGGCAGCACCGGGAUUGGUCAGGACGAGCCAGUCGCGGCCAGCGGCAGACCCGCCCGUGUGGAGACGGUGACCCGCAGCUAUUUCACAGACGGUUACCUGGACACCUGCGUGUACCUGCUGGAGGAUCUGUCCUGGGAGCACUCCAUCCCCGGCCCCAGCAUCAUCAUUGAUAAGAACAGCACCAUCCUCAUUGAGCCGGGCUGCAUGGCCUCCAUCACCCGCCGCGGGGACAUCAGCAUUGCCGUGGGCUCCGAGAAGCAGGUCCCCAUCAGCACCCAGCUUGACACCAUCCAGCUCUCCAUCUUCUCCCACCGCUUCCUGGGCAUUGCAGAGCAGAUGGGCCGGAUCCUGCAGAGAACGGCCAUUUCCACCAAUAUCAAAGAGCGGCUUGACUUCUCGUGCGCCCUCUUUGGGCCGGACGGGGGGCUGGUGUCCAAUGCUCCCCACAUCCCGGUGCACCUGGGGGCCAUGCAGGAGACCGUCCAGUUCCAGAUCCGGAACCUCGGGGCUGACCUGAACGAGGGUGACGUGAUCCUCAGCAACCACCCAUGUGCAGGGGGCAGCCACCUCCCAGACCUGACUGUCAUCACACCCGUGUUCUGGCCAGGGGUGCCAAGGCCCGUGUUCUUCGUAGCCAGCCGCGGGCAUCAUGCGGACAUUGGGGGCAUCACGCCCGGCUCCAUGCCCCCGCACUCCAAGGCGCUGCAGGAGGAAGGAGCCGUCUUCGUCUCCUUUAAGCUGGUGAAGGAUGGAGUCUUCCAGGAGGAGGCUGUGAGCGAGGCCCUGAUGGCUCCCGGACACAUCCCAGGCUGCAGUGGCACCCGCAAGCUCCAGGACAACCUGUCGGACCUGCGGGCGCAGGUGGCGGCCAAUCAGAAGGGGAUCCAGCUGGUGAGCGAGCUGAUUGGCCUGUACGGGCUGGAGGUGGUGCAGGCCUACAUGGCCCACAUCCAGGCUAAUGCAGAGGUGGCGGUGCGGGACAUGCUGAAGGACUUCGCUGCUCGCUGUGGGGGGGCAACACACCCCAUAGUGGUGCAGGCGCAGGAUCACAUGGACGACGGCUCCCCCAUCCGGUUGAAGGUGGAGGUGGACCCACAGGAGGGCAGUGCUGUGUUUGAUUUCUCCGGCUCUGGCCCCGAGGUGCAUGGGAACUGCAACGCGCCCCGCGCCAUCACCCUCUCGGCACUGAUCUACUGCCUGCGCUGUAUGGUGGCCCAGGACAUCCCGCUCAACCAGGGCUGUCUGGCCCCGGUGCAGGUUCUCAUUCCCAAGGGCUCCAUCCUGGACCCGUCCCCGGAGGCUGCCGUGGUGGGGGGCAACGUGCUGACCUCACAGAGGUUGGUGGACGUGAUCUUCAGGGCCUUUGGGGUCUGCGCCGCCUCCCAGGGCUGCAUGAACAACGUGACAUUUGGGAACGAGCAUGUGGGGUACUAUGAGACAGUGGCGGGCGGCGUGGGGGCCGGGCCCCACUGGCAUGGGCGCAGCGGGGUGCACACCCACAUGACCAACACCCGCAUCACUGACCCCGAGAUCCUGGAGAAACGGUACCCAGUGAUCCUGCGCUGCUUUGAGGUGUGCCAGGGCAGCGGGGGCAGCGGGCGGUUCCGGGGCGGGGACGGGGUGAUCCGCGAGCUGCUCUUCCGCGAGGAGAUGGUGCUGUCGGUGCUGAGCGAGCGCCGGGCCUUCCGCCCCUACGGCCUGCAAGGGGGGGACUCUGGCUCCCCCGGGCUGAACUUGCUGAUCCGCAGAGAUGGACGAACCAUCAACCUGGGGGGGAAGACAUCAGUGCGAGUGCUCCCCGGGGACGUCUUCCGCUUGCAGACCCCUGGCGGGGGUGGCUUUGGACUGGCUGCUGACACUGGGGACUCCCUGGAGCGGCGCCAGCCGCCUGACGCCAGGAGCUUCCUGGAACGUGGCAGCCUGUACGACUAUCGCCUGGCACAGGAGACGGCGUGAGAGCCGGGGCUGGGGCGUGGGAUGAGCCACCCCAGGGCUCUGGCCCCACGCCAUGCGGGCUCCGAACAAGCAGCCGUGGCAUGGCCCCCUCCCCCCUCCUGGCCUCCUUAUGUGGGGAGCAUCCUCUGUUGGGCCAGGAUUCCUAGGUCCCAGUCAGCUGUGUCCUGCCUCGUUGUGUGACAUUGCCUGAGUCCCUGCCCCUCUCUGCCCACUAUGGGGCGAGCACUUGCAGGGAUCAUUCCUGGCCUUUGCAGACGGUUUGGGACUCGUGGGGCUGGAGGUGCAGUAGGGG